Exophiala bonariae is the source of this 912-nucleotide messenger RNA. RefSeq lists its product as uncharacterized. The record is from RefSeq and is a predicted model, not a curated record. Gene Ontology annotation, molecular function: flavin adenine dinucleotide binding; NADP binding; N,N-dimethylaniline monooxygenase activity. Bases 1 to 912 code for a protein of 303 amino acids. Lineage: Eukaryota; Fungi; Ascomycota; Eurotiomycetes; Chaetothyriales; Herpotrichiellaceae. The transcript has 3 exons.
AUGUAUUCAGAUAUACCCGCUCAUGCCUACCAAUUCAAUUUCGCUAACAACCCCAACUGGUCACGUUUCUACGCUGAAGGCGGUGAGAUACAUGAGUACUUGAAGGAUGUUGCAUGGAAAUACGACGUGGAAAAAUAUGUUCGCUUUCGCCAUCGUUUCGAAUCUGCAGAGUGGAACGAAACAGACCACAAAUGGAUUAUCACUUUGAAAGAUCUUGAAACACAGCAGGUCAAAAUUGACAUUGCGGACGUACUUUUGAAGGGUACUGGCAAUUUGAACCAGUGGGAUUGGCCAGAAAUUCCUGGCUUGCAUGAUUUUCAGGGACCAUAUAUGCACUCGGCUAAAUGGGAUGAGACUUUCGAUUGGACGGAUAAAACAGUCGCGCUACUAGGCGCAGGUUCAAGUGGUAUCCAGAUCUUGCCCAAGAUCCAGCCCAAAGCCAAACGUGUGGUUCAUUUUGUGAGGAACAAGAUGUGGAUCUCGCCCGUCGGGGUUUCAAAGGAUGAGCCUGAUAAUGUCAUUCACACGGAGGAGCAGAAGAAUUUGUUCGCGGAAGAUCCCGGCGCUUAUCUUGCGUACCGCCACAAGAUCGAAGCUGGUAUUAACCAAGUUGCAUUGGUCACCAUGCGUGACACAGAAAUACAGAAGCAUUUCUGGACAUUAUGCCAAGCUUCAAUGAAAGAAAAGCUCAAGAAGAAACCAUGGCUCUAUGAGGCCAUGUGCCCAGGUUCAGCCUACCCACCAGGCUGUCGACGAAUUACGCCAGGCCCCGGGUACUUGGAAGCGCUCGUGGAAGACAACGUUGAAGUCGUCAACACGGGUGUCAGCAGAGUUACCGAGACUGGGCUUUACGACGACAAUGGAGAUUUCCACGAAGUCGACGCCAUUAUCUAUGCUACUGGCUUCAAUUAG